Amoebophrya sp. A120 is the source of this 2253-nucleotide messenger RNA. The record is from the annotation of a GenBank genome assembly. NCBI's taxonomy places the organism in Eukaryota, Dinophyceae, Syndiniales, Amoebophryaceae.
AAGCAAGCUCAGCCCCACCAGUACCGCAAUCGACCGUCCGGAACUGGGCACCAAGCAUCGCUCCCCCAGCAGCUCCAAGAAGGAAAAGCGGCGCAGUAACACGACGCUCUUCGGCGAUGCGGUCGCGGGCGAGGAUAUGGACGUGCUGGCAGCGGCGUACGGCCUUACCUUGUUCCACAAGCAAGCGAAACGGAUGGCGAGCAAGGCAAAAUUGGCGAAGAGCUCGAGCGCAAUCUUAGAUGGGGGUAAGGAUAAGAGCGGCUUGUCUCCCGCAGGAGCAGGAGGAAGUGAAGACGAGGUGCAGUCUGCAAAUGGAAAAGGCACAAAGCCAGAUGUUGGAACGGGCCUGAAGACCACGGCAGGAGCAGCAAGUAGUGCCACUGACAUUGUUGAUUCGACGCACGACAUCAGGAGAGCAGAAGAGGAUUCUUUUAUGCACGAGAUUAGACACGACGACGAUCACGACGAGGAUCAUGAAAUCGUGGUCUCGCAGCAUGAUGAACAAGGAGGAGUGAUCAUGAACAGCACGAAUUAUGCAGCAGAUGCUGUCACCUUAUCUGGUGACAUCAAAAUCGCCAUGAUCGCACCAGCACAUCAGCAGCAGCUUCCGACUAUUCCGGAAAAGGGAGAAACGCCGCAAGUACUGUCGCCGAAGACCGAAGACGAGGAGCAUAUUACUGAUAAUUCGUUGGCCGCGGAUAACGUUAACGCCGGUGGUGCUGAGAAUAAGGUACAAGCUGGUGACGAGCCGGCAACCACGAGAUCUCCACCGCCAGCGCCAGCUGCGAAUGACAGUGGUGCUGUUAAAGUAGAGAAAGACCGUGAUUUUGUUGACCUGUUCGAACGCGGCGACGCGUUCACAAGCGUGAUGGACCCCGACGACGAGGAAGACGAUCGCGUUCAAGAUCCGGAUGGCGAUGAUGUCCAGGAUAAGAAUAACUUUCAAAAAGUAGAACCACAAACAAGUGGUGCUUUGUCUGCGCGCGAGGUGGAAGUGGAGGACACUUUCAAGAAAAACAUGAACGCUAACGCAGAGAUAGAUCAGAAGAACGAGGAAGAAAACAAUUAUCAGUUGUCUGAACAAAUAACUCGGAAGACGGAACAGCAUGAAGUUGAAGCGAACGAGGAACAAAUCCCCCCGAAUGGUGGAACAAGCGCACGACUCGCAGCUGCGAUCAUGACAGUUGACGGCGCUGCUGCGUCAACGUCUUCUAUUCUCGACGGUGGAGCAACAGGCUCUGUUGAUGAGGCAAGUAGUCCGGCUGCGGCCCACAUUUCUGCAAUACCUACACAUGAUGCACAAGAACACGACCUGCAAACAGGACCCGAAACAGACCUCCGCCCGCUCGCAACGACGAACUACCUUCGUAAUGAGUAUCCGGAAGGCACGGAGUUUUCCAGCAUGCGCGGGAUGUUCUCGAAAGCGGAAGAGAACUACGUCGCGAACGAGGGCAUUAGUGCAGCGGCAGAGACGUUUGAUCAAGAGCAUCAUCCUGUCACGCCCGGACACGACGCAAUUCCAGAUCCAGACCAAGCAGCGUUUGCUGUUGGCGACACGACACCAGCAGCAGCAGUAGGAGCGUCAGCGGUCUAUAGCUACACUACCAAUGCGCAACAAGAGCACGACCAGCACGAGCCUUAUGCUGAUGAAGAUGAAGUUGAAGACAGCACCCGAUUACUUGUAAAGCGGAAAAGCGGUGGCAAUGUGCGGGCGGAGGACGGUACGACAAGUCCAGACAGUCUUCGCACCCGUGUCAGCCAGACUGUAAUCGAGCAGGACCGCAGGAUUUCUCCCCAGAGGAGUGCACGUGCGAAGUUGAAAGCGGCCAUGACCUUCAUGAAGAUGCAGCACGAUUACAGCCCCGACGGGGCGGGGCAUCGUGAGCAGGGACAACCAAAGGCUGCGGGUACGGGUGCCGCCGCAGCCGCAGGCAUAUCUGCUGGCGUAACUACGAACGAACAUCAGGUUGAGCAGUCUUAUACAGCGAGCAAGAGUUACUACGGCUACAACGCGGACAACACAGCAGCAAGUUACAGUGCAGCAAGCGCAAGUCCAACGUCAGACUCCUACUACGCCGCUGGCAAAACGCCGAAUCCGCCACUUGCGUAUGCCCCGAGGGCAACGAAUAAUUCUACUGCCACUGCGUACUACGAUCCUCACCAGUACAGCUACAAUCAAGAGCAGCAUAACGAGAAAGAUAAAGAUUAUCACCAAGAAGUGGUGCCCGCCCCGGCAGUCAAGCCGGUUUCUCC